AUGGAGUUUGUUUGUCCAGCUAAAACAGCAGCUGCCCCCCUUGCAAAUAUCACAUUCUACUUUGCACAAAAGGCUGCUAAGAUCAAGGUCUCCAGAACCGGAGAGAGCGUCGUUUUAACCGAUGGUGAUAACAAAAUCGAAGGUGAAAUUGCUGUAGCACUUCAUCUUGCCAAGGCACUCAACCUCCCAAUUUACCCAGAAGCUCACCGUGCUGAGAUCGAUGCCCACGUCAACCUUUACCCAAAGGUUCAAGAUGGCCUUCUCCAGAAGGACUUCGCCUUUGUUGUUGGCAACGAAUUCACACUUGCUGAUAUCGCUGUUUACGCUGCUAUCCAGAAAUCUGGUCUCGAAGUUUCCAACAACUGGUACAACACAGUUGCUGCAAAUCCAAUGAUCAAGCGUUACCACUCCUCUGUUAAUGCUGAACAGAACAAGAAGACAGCCGCCAAGAAGGCUGAAGCUCCAAAGGAGAAGGUCUGCACAAGAUUCGCCCCAGAACCAUCUGGCUACCUUCACAUCGGCCACGCCAAGGCUGCCCUUGCUUCAGAGAUGUACACACGCUCUCGUGGAGGCGAGUUCAUCCUCAGAUUCGAUGAUACAAACCCAAAGAACGAAUCCGCUGAAUUCGAAGAGAUCAUCAAGAAGGACCUUGAGCUCCUCGAUAUCAAGUUCGACCGCUGCGAGCGCACAUCCGACUACAUCCCAAUCAUCAUCGAGAAGCUUGUUGACUUCAUCAAGCAAGGCAAGGCUUACGUCGAUGAUACACCAGCUGAUGUCAUCUCCGAGCAGCGUCUCAAGCUCCAGCCAUCCGUCCACCGUGAUGACACAGUCGAGCAGAACCUUGCUGCCUGGGAAGAGAUGCUCAAGCGUACAGAGCACGGUCUCAAGUGCGUCGUUCGUGCCAAGAUCGACUACCAGUCCAAGAACGGUGUCAUGAGAGAUCCAGUUAUUGCCCGUCACAUCGAGAACGGCUACCAUCCAAAGACCGGCACCAAGUACCCAGUCUUCCCAGUCUAUGACUUUGCCUGCCCAAUUGUCGACUCUCUUGCUGGUGUUACACACGCCAUGAGAUCCUGGGAAUACACAGACAGAGAUCACCUUUACUACUACUUCAUUGAUGCUCUCCACCUCCGCAAGGUCAAGAUCAUCUCCUUCUCUCGUCUCUCAUUCACACACACAGCACUCGGCAAGCGCCAUCUUCGCAAGCUUGUUGCCGAGCACCUCGCCGAGGGCUGGGAUGAUCCCAGAUUCCCAACAGUCCGUGGUCUCAGAAGGAGAGGUCUCAUCCCAGAUACACUCAAGCAAUUCUGCCAAGCUCAGGGUGCUUCUGCUACACAGAACAUGCACGAGUGGGGCAAGCUCUGGUCUCUUAACCGUGCCAUCAUCCAACCAUCAUCACCACGUGUCAUGUCAAUUGCACCAGAAUCAGCCGUCAAGCUCUACAUCGAAGGCGCUCCAGAGGGUGUCGUAACAUGCAACGUCAACGACAAGGUCAAGACCCUCGGUACAAAGGAACUCGCCACAGGACCAAACGUCUUGAUCGAGGAAGAAGAUGCCAAGCUUCUCCAAGUCGGCGGAAAGGCUUGCCUUCUCCACUGGAACACAUUCACAGUUACAGACAUCCAGAAGGAUGGAGAGAAGAUCGUUGAAGUCAAGGCCAAGUGGUUGGGUGAUAACGACUUCAAGUCUACAAAGAAGUUGAACUGGAUCGUCGCUGAUAAGGCUGUCGAAAUUACAAUGAGAGAAUGGAACUACCUCAUCGAGGAACCAAUCUACAACCCAGAAAUGGAUAUCACAAAGGCAAUCUGCAAGGUACCAUUCGCUGAUACAAAGCUUCUUGUCGAUGCUUCAAUCAACAACAUCAAGCAGGGUCAGAUCUUACAGCUCGAGCGCAGAGCUGACUGCAUCGUAGAUAAGAUUGAAGAUGGUAAGUACAUGGUAUUCCUUAUCCCAACAGGUACAAUUAGAAACCUUGGCCUUCCAAUCAAGAUCCAGUUGUUCGCAGAGGAAUCUCAAUAA
Molecule: messenger RNA, 2019 nt
Organism: Trichomonas vaginalis G3
Lineage: Eukaryota; Parabasalia; Trichomonadida; Trichomonadidae
Product: glutamine-tRNA ligase family
Exons: 1
Coding region: 1-2019 (672 amino acids)
Biological process (GO): glutamyl-tRNA aminoacylation; translation
Cellular component (GO): cytoplasm; cytosol; methionyl glutamyl tRNA synthetase complex
Molecular function (GO): glutamate-tRNA ligase activity; ATP binding
Source: RefSeq, a predicted model, not a curated record